UACAGUUAGAAACGAUGAAUCGCCAUCAGCUGGCACUUCUCCUGGUUGUCGCGGGUCUGGCCAUGAUUGCGGCCAGGCCAGGUCCACAGAAUCCGCUAGAGUCGCUGGGCAUGGGCGCCAUGUCUCUGGCCGGAAAUAUAGCGGAGGCAGUUCAGAGUGGCGCCGCCAUCUCCCGCGACGUCGACAUUGACAAUCCCCUGAUGUCCGUGCACUCGAAAACGGCCGUUGGCUAUGGAGAUGCCAUACGUCCCAUUGCCACCGAUUCAUCCGAGGAGGAUCGUCGUCGGAAGCGAAGGCGGCGGAGCCUGCAUCGCCUCAAACGCGCUCCUUGCUUCUGGAAAAUGAGCGCUGCCGCCACCACAGCGGCGUCCGCCGACGAUGACGUGGAGGCCAGACGGAGACGAGCUCAAAAGCGGGCCGCCAACAAUGCCUCCCGAUCCCGAGUGAGUCCCAAGACCACUGGCAAAAAGAACAAGAAGUUGGUGCGACGACGACGGCAGGAGGAGAAGGGCAUGGAAGUGACACAGAAUAUGGACGGAGCGGAUCCCUUGGGCCUGGGCACCAGAAUCAAGGCCAUGUGGCUUUCGUUUGUGAACAACGUAGCGGAUGUGGUGCAGCAGGUGCGCCAGAAGAUCACCGAAACGGCCAACUCCACGGCGUAGAAUCACCGAGCUCCCUGACGACCACCAUCGAGUGUAUUUUUUUUGUUUGUUUAUAAGUGCAAUAAAAUCAACUGAAAACCGG
This is a messenger RNA of Drosophila melanogaster (fruit fly), 744 nucleotides long. RefSeq lists its product as uncharacterized. The transcript has a single exon. Bases 15 to 662 code for a protein of 215 amino acids. NCBI's taxonomy places the organism in Eukaryota, Metazoa, Arthropoda, Insecta, Diptera, Drosophilidae. The record is from RefSeq and is marked reviewed.